Vanessa atalanta (red admiral) is the source of this 596-nucleotide messenger RNA. RefSeq names its product general odorant-binding protein 19d-like (gene Obp4). The record is from RefSeq and is a predicted model, not a curated record. NCBI's taxonomy places the organism in Eukaryota, Metazoa, Arthropoda, Insecta, Lepidoptera, Nymphalidae. Gene Ontology annotation, molecular function: dibutyl phthalate binding; odorant binding. Gene Ontology annotation, biological process: sensory perception of smell; olfactory behavior. Bases 60 to 503 code for a protein of 147 amino acids. The transcript has 5 exons. Gene Ontology annotation, cellular component: extracellular region.
ACAUAUAAAAAGAUUUUCUGAUAGAAUACCUAGUUAGUAAAUGUUCAACUGUAAACAAAAUGACAACAUUAACGAUUUUAUUUAUGUGUUGUUUUGUCGGAAUCGCAUUUGCCCGAUCUGACGAAGAUAUAAAGAAAUGGUUCAUCAUGCAAGCGUUGGAGUGUAGCAAGGAGCAUCCAGUCUCCGGAGAUGAAAUAGAAAUGAUGAAAAAUCAUAAAAUUCCCAACCACCAGAACGCCAAGUGCCUUGUAGCUUGUCUUUUCAAAAAAGUUGAUUGGAUUGAUGACAAAGGUAUGUUUAACGAUAAAAAUGCAUACAAGAUGUCUGAAAAAGAGUACCCCGAUGAUCAAGCAAGAUUGGACAAUGCAAAGAAGCUGUACGAAACUUGCAUGACAGUGAACAAGGCGUCGGUAGGUGACGAUAAAGAAGGUUGCGAGAGGGCAGCUCUACUGGCAACCUGCUUGACUGAACACGCCCCAAAAAUGGGAUUUUUAAUUCAAUAGUCACCAAGGACCGAUCUUCAUACACCUAGUAUAUAAAUAGGUAUUAUUAGAUUCGUCUAUUAAUCCAGUACAAAUAAAUUAUGUAUAUCUACG